AUGCCUAAAAGCCUUUACACAUGCAAAACGCUUGCGAGAUUGAGCCCCACCGACAAAAUUCUAGUGGAUGUUCCUUUCCCGGUUUCUCUCCCGUCACUGACACGACUUGAACUUUCAUGUGUUGUGUACAGAGACGAAGAAUCUCAUGUUAGGCUUUUAUCAGGUUGUCCCGUUCUCAAGGAUCUGACUGUGCUUCGGUCUGAUAAUGUGGGCCGUGUGGAUGAUAAUGUGAGAAAGUUUAGGGUGAAAGUGCCUUCUUUACUGAAUUUAACGUAUUCUUUUCGUCAAGUGAACGAGGAUGAUACUGAUGAUAGGUCUCUGGUUAUAGACACUCCUGCUUUAAAGUAUUUAAACAUCAUUCAUGGUUGGGGAGGCUCUUGCUCCAUGGAGUAUAUGCCCCAUCUCGUGUAUGCAUACAUUUGUGUUAGGUUUUAUCCUGACGACAAUUUGCUGCGCUCUCUUUCUUCGAUCAAGUAUCUCCAGCUAGAUCCGCCUGAUAUGGUUCCAUGGUGUAACGCCGUUAACUACUCUCAGCUUAUUAAGUUUAGCAUAGAUGAUAUUUACGCAGACGAGUGCGAAUCCCUUGUGGUUUUGCUCUCCAAUUGUCCUCAGCUAAAAGUCUUUAUGGUCGAAUCCAUGUAUGAUGAGAUUGAUCAGUUGGAAGAUCAAGUUCCGGUUUUGUGGAACCAGCCGAGUUCUGUUCCCAGAUGCUUGUCGUCUCGUCUGAAGUUGUUUAGAUGGACAGGAUAUAGAGGAAGAGAAUAUGAAAGGGAACUCAUAAGGUACAUUGUGGAAAACUCUAAGUGUUUAAAAAAAGCGGAAGUUUAUUUGAAUUUAUCCUCUCAUCCUGAAGAGAAACAGAAGAUGGCUGAGGAGUUGAAAUCUAUACCUAAGGUUUUAACCAGCGUUUUGAAACCCGACCGACGGGACUGGUGGUAA
This is a messenger RNA of Microthlaspi erraticum, 939 nucleotides long. The record is from the annotation of a GenBank genome assembly. Lineage: Eukaryota; Viridiplantae; Streptophyta; Magnoliopsida; Brassicales; Brassicaceae.